AUGGAUUUGCUAAUCGGCAAGCUAGACAUGCUUCAGCAUAAACUGCUGGACAUCGAACGGAAUCAAAGACCGAACGAAAGCGACCACAACCUGGAGGCAGCGGAGUCUGGCAGUAAGACGAACGAAAAAGACAUGCGUGCCAAGUUGGAGGAAAUGGAACGAAGCACUAUGGCACGACACAACGAUCUGGAAAGAAAGUUGGAUAAGAUGGAGCGUGAAAUGAUGGCGAGCAAAAUAGUUUACUUACAAGACAAACUGCAGGACAUCGAGCAGAAGCUGAAGAGCAGCGAAAGUUUUCGUGAGGGGCACGUAAAGACCGCUGACCCGUGCACCUAUUCGAAGGAGGAGAAUCUGCUGGAUGAACUGGAACGCCGUAUGACGGCAAAAGAGACAUUUCUCCAGAAUAAGCUGGAAGAAAUCGAGCUUGAGAACAAGGCGAGAGAUGAAAAGUUGAGAUGUUUGGAAGAGAAAUUACAUGACAUCGAGCAGAAUCUCAAAACGAGCAUUAGCUAUGCGCCAUCCGAGGCUAGCACCAAGGCGAUCGAGGAUGACCUCUGCAACAAGUUAGACGACAUGGAACAUUACUUAACAGCAGAUGAGGAUGUCGACCUAGAAGAAAUAGAGAAGUUGUCGACUGAUACAAAUCUACUAAAGAGGCUAGCCGAAGGGGAAAAGAGUACGAACGCCAAGAAUGACACUUUAAAUGAAGUGGUGCAGUUCUUUAAGGAAACGGAGAACAAACUGUAUACUCAGCUUAACAGUCUGGACGAAAAACUCGAAAACCUGCGUGAUAAAUGGUCGAAGGUAUCGGAUCUAUCGGAAGUUGUAAACAGUUCAGUAGAUUCGAACAAAUAUUGCUCGGAUAUUGCAACGAAACGUGGUGGAAAACACCGACUCGCAUUUCACCUCAAUCAGCCGGCACUGGUGUACUGUGACCAUACCGAAUUUGGUGAUGAUUGGAUUAUAUUUCAGUACCGUUGCAACGGUGAAGUGGAAUUUUCCCGUGAUUGGGCUGACUAUCGGGAGGGUUUUGGAAACUUGGACGGUGAGUUUUGGCUUGGAUUGGAGUAUCUUCAUAAACUCACCUCAGCUGGCAAGUAUCAACUAUUGGUGGAGAUUAAAGAUCAUGCUGGAAAAUACGUAUAUGCAAAGUACGAUGCAUUCAAAGUUCUAGGUGAAAUGACCGAGUACGCACUGGAUGUUGGGCGUUACAGCGGGACAGCAGGAAAUUUUAUGCUAUGCAGCAAUGGUCGCCCUUUCUACACUAACGAUAAGCCUAACGUCUUUUAUCCAAAAAAUCACGGCAAAUGUUAUGGAGCCUGGUGGUCCACUCUUCAUUAUACGAACUGCGACUGUGAAUCUUCUGGGAUUGGGCCGGUGGCUUUUACUAGGAUGAUGCUACGUAAAAUUCCUUCUCAGUGA
Molecule: messenger RNA, 1422 nt
Organism: Anopheles coustani
Lineage: Eukaryota; Metazoa; Arthropoda; Insecta; Diptera; Culicidae
Product: fibroleukin-like
Exons: 1
Coding region: 1-1422 (473 amino acids)
Source: RefSeq, a predicted model, not a curated record